UGUCCGAUAUGUUGACGGUGCAGCAGCCGCCGCAGUAAAUACGUGUCAGUCCCAACCUGCAGGAACCUGCUGAAGAUACUCCAUCACAUUCUAUCUCUUCAGAUCCACCUCGCACAAACACACACACACGGACACACACACACACACCCACACACACCCCUUGGAUGAUGGUGGACUUCACACUGGCUCAAGUGGGCAAGAAUCUGAGUGAAGCCAUGAGGCUUCUGGGAGAUGGACAGAGAGAGUUGGAGACAGGAACAGAAAUCCGACGUUUCAGCAGAACCAGCAUCCCUGGACCCCUGCAGGGAGAUGGUCAGGAUGUUGCCACUAUACUGCACAUAGUGCACAACCUCCUUCACGAAGAGGAAGAGAAUGAGGACAAGCCCUGCCGACAGAUGCAGAAUGUGGGUGAACAGGGUCACAUAGCGCUGCUGGGUCACAGCCUGGCAGCCUACAUCUCAGUGUUGGACAGAGAGCGACUGCGGAAGCUGACUACUCGGAUCCUGUCUGACACCACACUCUGGCUCUGCAGACUUUUCAGGUAUGAGAAUGGUUCAGCCUGCUUCCAUGAGGAUGACAGAGAUGGCCUAGUCAAAGUGUGUCGGCUGGUCAUCAAUGACCGCUAUGAAGAAUAUGCCUCUGAAGGUUAUGCAGUUCUCAAUUCCAAACAGCCCGUCAUCUACCAGAGUGCUUCCUGCAGGCCUGGUCUGGGACAGCACCUGUGCAGCCAGCUCGGCCUGCCUCUGUCCAGUUUGUGCACAGUCCCAUGCAACACCGUCUUUGGGUCCCAACACCAAAUGGAUGUUGCCCUGUUGGACAAACUCAUCAAAGAGGACAUAGAUGCUGGAAAGCUUCCUUUGCUGUUGAUUGCCAAUGCAGGCACCCCUGGGGCCGGCCACACAGACAAGCUGGGCCGUCUGAAGGACUUGUGUGACCCGUACAACAUGUGGCUUCAUGUGGAGGGGGUCAACCUGGCAACCCUGGCACUGGGUCAGGUCACGUCUGCUCUGAUGGCAGCUACCAGAAGUGACAGUAUGACACUGACACCAGGUCAGUGGCUGGGACUGCCUGCUAUAUCCGCUAUCACCCUCUACAGGCAUGAGGACCCAGCGCUGUCUUUGGCAGCAGGUUUGACCUCCAGCCAACCUGUGGAGAAGCUGCGAGCGCUGCCUCUCUGGCUCUCCCUGCAAUAUCUUGGUCACAAUGGAAUUGUCCAGAAGAUCAAGCACGCUACCACUCUGAGCCAGCAACUCCUGCAGAAACUUAAAUCUCUGGCUUCUAUCAAAACAUCGGGUGUGGUGUUGCAGAUCCCGCCCAUCUCCGGGGCUUCACUGCAGGACGUUCUGGGCUCUCUCAUGAUCUCUAUUGUGGAGGAUGAAAACAACUCUCCUGUGGUGUUGUUCAAGUUUUCCCAGGAAAUGAGUGCUGCAUCUAGUGGAGGUUCAGUGGAGGGUUACUGUGUCGGGGAGAAAGAGGUCCUCGAUACAUUCAACAGAUGGCUGGGUGAACAGUUAGCACAGUUGGUUCCCACCAGUGGAGUAGAUGUGGUUGAGCUUGACGACGAGGGUUUCUGUAUUCGCUUCAGUCCCCUCCUGACUGCUGCAGUCCUGGGGACCCAGCAGGAGGAUGUUGAGGAGCUGGUGGAGAAGCUGACUGAGCUUGUGCCUGUGAUGAGCUCCACUAUGAGCCUCAGACAGGACUUCAGAGAGGAGAGCCACCGGCACUCAGCCUCGCUCACAUACGUAGAGGAGAUCAGCUGGCCUGGCCUGGGAGCUGUGAGGUACGAACCACAGGCUGAAAGAAUGGAUGAGAGCAGGAGGAAGCAGGAGCUGGAAAAGAUAAACUCUGAGCUGCUGAAGAAGCUACAAGACCUUGACACGGACAUCAUCUUCUCCACUGGUCCUGAGUUUGGGGCGGAGGAGGACUGUAUCUUUGUGGGCAUGGUGACUGAGGACGUUGAUGUUUCAGAGCUAGUGGAUACCAUAGCUGCCCUAGGGAGGGACAUAGAGGAGAGUGGAAGGCUGUUAGAGAACAUGACAGAAGUGGUGAGGAAAGGCAUCCUGGAGGCAGAGCUGCAGCUGAUAAAGGCCAACGAGGAGAAACUCAUGGAAGAGGGGAUGCUGAGACAGCUUCCUCUGGUUGGCUCUGUUUUAAACUGGUUCUCUCCUGUUGGAAGCUCCAUACAGGGGAGGACCUUUAACCUGGCUGCAGGUUCCCUGGACUCCACAGAGAUGACUUACUCCACUAUGGCCCAGGCAGACAGGCCGUCCCAGCAGGACACUCCCAACUCCUCAUCAAAGAAAAUGCCAGGUCAGAGGUUAUUCCAGCGCUCAGGGGUGAGCUCUGACUCCUUAAGUGAGACCAGCUCCAUUGGACAAUCUGAUGAAAAGGCCCAGGAGGACAAUACCACUGCGAGCAGUAGCAUCCACCCUACCUUCUCUGCACAUGAACCAGAGAUGGACUCACUGCACACUGCAAGUGAUGCAUCACCAGAGAAAGUCCAGGAGUCAUGUGUGCACAUGCACACACAUGUGGAGCCUGGGGAGGCCUCAGAGGAGAGGCAGCCCGACGGCCAAGAGGAGGAGCGGAGCAGGAGAUAGAACGUCCCUCAAUGCAGGUGUUUUCCAGUCUUCCUCUAAAUGGUACCAGCCUAGGAGAUGUUUAAUAAAAAAAGCUUUAUUACUUUGUGAAUCUAACUCUUCCUGUUACCAAGUACAAACACUAGAUUGAGAAGAACUAGAUUGGGCUGCUUGUCUCAGUUGUAUGUUUCAGGUCCUAGAGGAUGUCAGAGUUAAUGGAUAAAUCCCCCCUGGAUAUACUGACAUAAUAUCCAGUGCAUUCUAUUUAUGUAGGGAUAGUGUUUUAAGAUGAUAUUCUUCUUCUGCCGGUGGCUUAGUGUGUUCUCCCACAUUUGAUUGAAUCCUUUUAAUCACUCCUAUAAAGGGACAUGGCCGUGUGGUUUUGCUUUUUGCAGUUAUGGGUCCACGGUGUAGUCUGUUGAGGUUUACUGCACCUGCUUCCUGGGUGAUCACUUUUCCCCAUGUGUGAUAGUUGCCUUUAUAUCCAUGUUUCAGGUUGACGGAAAAUGUUCUGUUAUCCUUUGUAGCUGGACUAAAAAUAUUUCCGAUGUGUCACGACUCAACUCUUUUCUUCUCUGAUUCCCUUUUAUUCAGGAAUCAAUGUUAACAGAGGGAAGUGUACAUGUUUCAGGGUGGAUUUUUCCGUUGAACCUUGGAUGGAGUAGAGUUCAUAGGGAAGUUCAGCUUGGUGUUGUGUUGCUCUUUGCACUGAUCACUAGGUUACUUGAUGACUUUCGGUCCCGUUGGAUUGUUGAGCAGAGUAAUUAGUCAUAAUGCACACUGAUUUUAGUUUAAUUUUUUUUUUCGAUCUUAAGAGAAAUCAGAAAACUUAAUAUUCAAUUCCCUUGAGCACUCAUCUGGAAUUAAAGCAGCUCAAAAGAAAUGAGUGUCACUGCAAUUACAGUGUUUAGAGUCCUCACUGUAAAUAAUAUACCAGCUAUAUAUAUAUACUUACAUACCUAACUAUUCAUCUACAAUCAAAUAAGUUAUGAUCAAAUCAAUCUGUUUAUGAGGAACAAAACAUCAUCUAUUUAAUCUAAAUGACGACUAACAGCCGUCAGCUGCUUCCAAACUCUCCCCUCAUGUGUGCCCUGCCCCACAACACGACAAUGAACUAUCAGAGGCACUACUUGGGAGAGAAGAAAUGUCCAAAUUCAGUCCAAAUUCUCUGAGAAGUCAGAACAUCUUUGUAAAUCAGAAUCAGAUUACACACCCAGAUUUUCAUUUGGAUGUGAAUGUUUUGUUGUUUUGCCAGUAAUGCUACCUGAGUAAAAUGUGGCCUUGUGCCAGAGAGGAGUAUUGCUUGGCAUGUAUUUACUGUAUGUGGAAGAUUUAUUUUUUGCCAAGAACAUCCUGACAGACAUGGGUCAAACCAGGUGUUGAGAUGUUUUUAAGUGCCACAUUAGAGGGCCAAACCAGUUUUCUCUUUUUCUCACAUUUUUGGAACAACUCAGUUGAUUAUGUUUGUCUUUGAAUUUCUCCCGUCCGACACUGAUGGCCCAUCUUUAGCUCUUGUUUGUAUAAUAUAAUAAAUCAUGGGCAGCACAGGCCGAUUGUGAGCAUGCUAUGUGCACUUUAUUAAUGUUUUUUAUAACAGAUUCUGUUCAAAAUGACUGUUGAUAACCUUUUCAUGUGUCUAUCACACCAGGAUAGGUUCACAGACAUUUUUCAGGUGAGAUCCUGAAGCCUGCUGUACACUGUGUGGUUUUGGCCAGUCCCAAAUGAACGUCAGUCAGUCAUAAGUGAAACAUGGUGGUUGGGAAUUCAAAUGGUCGUCCACUAAACCCUGAUUUGAGUUUCGAAACGAAAGACAGUGUAAUGAGCACAUCUACAAAGCAGCCAUUCAGAAUAUAGUAUGAAGUCAAACAUUAACGUUGAUACUUUUGUGUGUGACGGGCUCAGGUUACUUUUUAUUGGGCUGUAUAAUAAGAAACUGAUCAGAACCUGCAAAACAUGUGAAUGCCUGUAAACAACAGGAUCAAAGGGGGAUCAUUGUUGUUUUAUUUACCAUUUGUAAUUGAAUGGGGGUGAAUGAGUCUAAUUAGUUGAUGCCUGAACGUAAAAUAUGUGAUGUUUCAGAAUGAAAGCUAAAACACUUAUCAGGUCUAAGUGGAAUAUUUACUGGAAGGAACACAGUGGCGAUGAAAAUUAUAAAAGAUUUCAGCUUUAUUGCACUUGCCCUGUCAACUUUACUACUGUUCUUAUUUAAUUUCUUAUAUGGUGUAAAUGAAGCAAAGUCUAUUAUUUGAUGAUUUUUGUCUUUUAUCAUAAUGAAAAACAUUAAGUUCCAAACCUUUGAAGAUGUAGAUAUUGAUGAAGAACUUUUGAUUUGAUAUGAAAUGUCCUGGACCGUUCUGCUUCUGUCUGAAUUAAUUCAUAACAUCAGUGUAAAUUCUGUCUGUCAACAGAUUAAAUUCUAAGUUUUCUAAUCUUA
Limanda limanda (common dab) is the source of this 5013-nucleotide messenger RNA. RefSeq names its product pyridoxal-dependent decarboxylase domain containing 1 (gene pdxdc1). The record is from RefSeq and is a predicted model, not a curated record. The coding region runs from base 165 to 2600 and encodes 811 amino acids. Gene Ontology annotation, biological process: carboxylic acid metabolic process. Gene Ontology annotation, molecular function: carbon-carbon lyase activity; pyridoxal phosphate binding. The transcript is spliced from 24 exons. Gene Ontology annotation, cellular component: intracellular membrane-bounded organelle. Lineage: Eukaryota; Metazoa; Chordata; Actinopteri; Pleuronectiformes; Pleuronectidae.